GUCAGUGCCUGAGCUGGGGGGUAUAUAAGGUAGCGCAGAAGACAGAACCAUCGUGUACGCGCUUAAGAAACUUGCUGAUACCGAGCUUCGCCGCCGUUCCCACAAAGCAAAACCCGUUCUAUCGUAUGUCAGCUAUCCAGAACCUCCAGGCUUUCGACCCCUUUGCUGAUGCAAGUAAGGGUGAUGACUGGCUCCCAGCCGGGACAGAGGAUUCCAUUCAUAUAAGGAUUCAACAGAGAAACGGCAGGAAGACCCUUACAACUGUUCAAGGCAUAUCUGAUGACUACGACAAGAAGAAACUAGUUAAAGCCUUUAAAAAGAAGUUUGCUUGCAAUGGUACUGUGGUUGACCAUCCAGAAUACGGAGAGGUGAUCCAGCUUCAGGGAGACCAGCGCAAGAAUGCGUGCCAGUUCCUUACGGAGGUCGGCCUUUGUAAAGAUGAUCAAUUGAAGGUCCAUGGAUUUUAGCGUUCCAGGCUUUCUGCUUUACAUUGCCAAAGGAACCCUCGGAAAUGCAUAAGGACUCCGACACGUGGCAGGAUUUUAAGUACUUUGUUUUGUGUAUACCUUGUUGAUGUUAAGAACUGUAAUAAACCUUUUAAACUGCA
Messenger RNA from Spea bombifrons (plains spadefoot toad), 607 nucleotides. RefSeq names its product eukaryotic translation initiation factor 1-like. Gene Ontology annotation, biological process: translational initiation. NCBI's taxonomy places the organism in Eukaryota, Metazoa, Chordata, Amphibia, Anura, Pelobatidae. Gene Ontology annotation, molecular function: ribosomal small subunit binding; translation initiation factor activity; RNA binding. Gene Ontology annotation, cellular component: eukaryotic 43S preinitiation complex. The record is from RefSeq and is a predicted model, not a curated record. The coding region runs from base 126 to 467 and encodes 113 amino acids. The transcript has 4 exons.